Molecule: messenger RNA, 1026 nt
Organism: Anopheles coustani
Lineage: Eukaryota; Metazoa; Arthropoda; Insecta; Diptera; Culicidae
Product: angiopoietin-related protein 1-like
Exons: 3
Coding region: 1-1026 (341 amino acids)
Source: RefSeq, a predicted model, not a curated record
AUGGAACAACGUCUGCAGGAAAACAUGCACAUGCACUUCGAGACAAGAAUGCAGGCAAUGGAGGUUUCUCGGAAAAAGAGUAUGGAAGCAUCGAACGAGAAUACCCGGACCAAGUUGGAGGCGUUGAAGAAUCAUGUGAUACCCAAGAUGGACCAUAUCCAGGGAACGUCGGAAACUGAGCUCAAGGAAAUAGUUGAAAACAAGAAUACUCUUGACAUGCUUAUCGAUACGGUACAAAAUAUUAGUAUGCAAGCAAAAUUAAACACUAGGUUAUUUAACUUUAUGUAUCCAUCGAGUUCUUGUCGGCAAGCACCCAAUGUAUCGGAUACUUACAUGAUCAAAAUUGGGGAGAAUAGCGAACCAUUCCAAGUAUUUUGUGAACAAAAUAUGUUCGAAGGCGGCUGGACUGUAAUUCAGCAUAGAUUCAACGGUUCAGUCGAUUUUUAUAGGAACUGGACGGAGUACCGCAACGGAUUCGGAGCUUUAGAUGGCGAAUUCUGGCUCGGGCUAGAAUAUCUGCAUCAAAUUACUAAAACUCAACCCCACGAACUGUUGGUGGAAGUGAAAGAUUUUCCCGGAAAUUACGGAUACGCUAAGUACGACGGGUUUGAGAUAGGUAGCGAAUCGGAGUUGUAUGCAUUGAAGAAGUUAGGGAGAUACUCAGGGACAGCAGGAGAUUCGAUGCGAGACAACAAGGAUGAAAAGUUUAGCACAUUCGAUCGCGACAAUAGUAAGAGUAAUUGUGCUAAGCAGCGACGCGGGGCCUGGUGGUACUAUGAUUGCUCCUCUUCCAAUUUAAACGGGCGUUAUCAAAAAACAAUGGGUGAUACGAGUGCGAUGUCAUCUAAUCCACCUUCCAGCGCGAACAGGGGAAACCGUCGCAUUUCCCUGGGAAAGCCAUUCCCAGGGAAGGUGUCCUCCCGGUUGGAUCGGUUUCGGAUUGAUGGCGCCCAGGCACGGAAGGAUGUCGGCGCGUAUCGAAGGACGCUGCAAGGACGCAAGUGGAGAGUCGACUUCCCGAAGUGA